UUUCGAAUGAAUCUGUCUCGUUUAAAGUUGUCAAUUCAGAAGAUUGUGAACUUGGUGAUUUUAUAUCGUAUAUUUGAAAUUGUUUUGAUAAAAAGAUGGAAAUUGCACAGAAUUUUAUGGGUCCAGGAGCCACAAACACAAUGGCUCGGAUAAACGAAAAUGGGAAUGUAGUCGGCACAAUUAUCGUUAAUUGCGAAGGCUUUCCAGAAACUACGACACUCGACAGUUUGACGGCUGCCACAUAUUCUACACAUAUGAGAAAUCUAUCUCACUUCGCAAACAAUGCGCUUAAAGAAAUUGAUGUAAUAGACGAACUGAUGGUCCUGAGGAUGGUCUCGAAGAAGACGGAAGCAGUAGUUGUGCCGGAUAAAGAAUUUCAUUUGAUUGUACUUAUGAGAAGACGUUAAAUAUAUUUACUAUGCCAAGAUA
Molecule: messenger RNA, 429 nt
Organism: Papilio polytes (common Mormon)
Lineage: Eukaryota; Metazoa; Arthropoda; Insecta; Lepidoptera; Papilionidae
Product: dynein light chain roadblock-type 2-like
Exons: 3
Coding region: 96-407 (103 amino acids)
Biological process (GO): microtubule-based movement
Cellular component (GO): cytoplasmic dynein complex; cytoplasm
Molecular function (GO): dynein intermediate chain binding
Source: RefSeq, a predicted model, not a curated record